AGCCUAAUUGGCCGCUGAUGAGUGUGAGUGGGAACAGUAUUGAGACUCGGCCUCCCCCAGAUGUGGGACUGGGCGUCUGUGCGGUGAGUGAACCGCAGUGAAAUCUGAGCCCGCUCCGGCCUUGCUCACUGUAUUUUGGGAUGUUUUACAUGGGGCAGGACAAAGACACGUUACCAGGCGGGAGCCCAGAGUGAGCAGAUGUUUCUGCUCUGGGAAGAGAAGAAGAAGAAGAAAGAGAAGAAGCAACAUUGUUUCUGCAGAAGAAGGAAGCUCGAAGACGAUAUGGCUGAAGAUGUCUGUGGAUUCUGAUAACUCCUGUGUUUUGCUGUCAUCGCGAGAUGCCAGGACUUCCUGUGUCUUCCAAACUGCUGAUGAGAAAGAUGACCUCCCAGGAGUGGGAGAGGAGAGUGUCCUGGAGAUGCUGAGCUACUCCAAGUUCUCCGACCUGGAGACAUGGCUGUGUAUGCCAUCCUCGCUGCUGCUGCCCAGGGCUUUGGACUCCACCCGCACCUCCUCCUCUUCUUCCUCCACCUCUUCUUCCUCACAUGUGUCCAACCGUUCCUCCAACUCCCCACCGAUUUCCUCCUCCUCCUCCCCAGCCUCCAACUCACGUCGCUCCACCUGCAGUGAGCCUGGAGAAGCGGACGCGCUGCUCAGGUCAUCGGACAAAGAAUCCACCUUUCUAACUCCUGCGCUGGGGAGGGAGAUGCCCUUUUUGGCCACGCCCCUUCUUCCCAUCCUCUCCUCCACCCCCACUGCGGCGGUGCUGAGCUCUGGGACGUCAGCCGGAGACUCGGCCUCCCAGAGUGGCGUCAGCAUCAGGAAGCGGCGGCGGCUCGCUGCCAGUCCUGGAGGACUCCACUGGAACUCAGCAGGUUCGGUGCAGCGCGAAUUCUGGUCACCUGAUCUAUCGCCCGUGUCAGGUGGGAAUUCAGCAGCAGGAGGUGGGGGUGCGAGGAGCCUCCCCCUGGUCAAAGUGGGUGGGGCGUCACCGGUGUGCAACAGCGACCGGAUGGCCUUGAGGAAAACGGUUUCAGUUGAUGACCGACUGCUGCAGCCGGCGGGCGGAGAGCAGCAGCACCUGAGGCUGCUGAGUCGACUGGAGAGAGGCAAGAAGAAGCUGCGAAACAUCCACAGCCUGGGAACCACAGGGAGAUACGACACCAGGAAAAAGUCCGACAGUAAGAUCUCUCGGUUGGCUCAGAGGUGGAACCAGAGACCGGCUGGAGAUGCUCUGAUCAAAGACUUGAGGCCCCUGUUUUACACGGGAACCCCCCGAUCCUCACUCAGUCUGGACAGCAGGCGCCUCCCGGGUGUCAUGACCCAGCAGAUGCAGAACCUUCAGUUGUCCCAGACCAGGAAGUGCCCCGGUGGGCCAGCCUCCCCCAGCGCCGCCAAGCGCCUGUACCGGAACCUUUCGGAGAAGCUGCGAGGAAGCACCUCCUCCUUCGAAGAUGCGUACUUCUUCGGGAAGACGGAUCGCCUCCGCAAGGCCUCGACAAUGCAGGGCAGUGACUGUAUCUUCGAGGCAGUGGAGCAGCAGGACCUGGACGCAGUGCAGAUUCUUCUGUACCAGUUCUCGGCCGAGGAGCUGGACCUGAACACGCCCAACAGCCAGGGCCUGACGCCGCUCGACAUCGCCAUCAUGACCAACAACACGCCCAUCGCCAAGCUGCUGCUGAAGGCCGGCGGCAAGGAGAGUCCGCACUUCGUGAGCGUGGAGUGUCGGGAGGCCCACCUGAGCUCCCUGGUGGUGGAGGCGGAGCGGCGGGCGGCGGACCUGGCGGCUCAGGCUCAGAGAGACGGCCUCUCUUUGGAGGCCUGCCACAAGGACAAACAGCUGAGAGCCUGGGAGUGGAGGAGCAAGCUGUACAAACGCAUGAAGACAGGCUUCCAGCACGCACGUGCCCCAGAGGCCCCAUCUAUGGUUCGUCUGAGCGUGAGCAGUAGCACCACGCUGACCAUCACCUUUCAAGAGCCACAGUGUCUCAACUCAACUGUGGUCACCAAAUACAAAGCGGAGUGGAGCUGCCUGAAGGAUUUCUCUCUGCUCGCUGGAGAGAUGGUGUUGGAUAAUCUGCAGACCCUCAAAUGCACCAUCAGUGGCCUCACCACGGGUCGGCUCUACUUCGUUCGAGUGUCGGCCUAUAACAUGAAGGGCUGGGGUCCACCCGCCUCCUCCCUCCCUCCAUCUGCUGCUCCUUCCAAUUGGAGGGAGAGUGAUGGUCGGGAGCCCAGGAGGCGGGGCCACAUCGAGGCCAUGGAGCGUCUGCUGCAGCAGGUCCGAGCCACCCACACACACUACUGCUGCGGAGACACAUCGAAGCUGCAGAACCCGAGCCGGAAGCAGUCUGUGUCCAGGAGUCUCAAACACCUCUUCAACUCCUCCAACAAGUUUGUGAAAACACUGAAAAGGGGGAUUUACCUGGCGGCCGUCUUCUACCAUAAGGACAGUUUACUGGUGACGGCGGAGGACCAGAUCCCCAUCGUGGAGGUGGACGACUCCUACAGCAGCUCCCUCAUGCAGGACUUCCUGUGGUUCACCAAGCUGUCCUGUAUGUGGGAGGACGUCCGGUGGCUGAGACAGAGCAUGUCGGUGUCCAUGUCCUCGUCCUCCACGCUGCAGGCCAGGCACAAGAUGCUGACCGCCGCUGGCCAGCUGCAGAACCUCCUGGGAACUCACAACCUGGGCCGGAUCCACUACGAGCCCAUCAAGGAUCGCCAUGGCAACGUGCUGCUGGUGACAAUCCGCGACACGGAGAGCCAGCACUCACUGUUCAGUGGGAAGUGGAUGCAGGUGACCAAACUGCAGAGCCAGAGGAAAUCCCUGUCCACACCUGAGGAGCCGUACGCUCUGGACAUCCUCAUCAUCACCAUACAGGACAUUUUGGCAUACCAGCGGCGCAGCACCCACCGACUCGCCCCGGGUCUCUACCUGGGCUACCUGAAGCUCAGCAGCUCCGUAGACCAGAUCAAAGUCCUGGUGUCCCAGCGGACCCCAAACAUGCUGUGUCACACCCGCAUACGAGACAACUGCAACGUCUCCAGGGAGGAGUGGGACUGGAUCCAGACGCUUUCAGGUGCAGGACAGAAUGACCACAACAGGGAAGGGAGUGAGGGGGCGGAGCCCAGAGCAGAAAGCCAUGCCCCCUUACUGUACUAUGAGCUGCAGACAGCGAUCAAGUCCCUGCUGAAGCACAUCAACCUACCUCUGCACCAGGCCCGUCACUUCCGUCUCUACAGUCAGGAGGUGGUGGAGCUCGGUCACGGUGUCUCCUUCCUGCUGCUGCUGCCAGCUGCCGAUGACGUUUGCUCCGCCCCCGGACAGUCCAACCCCUACAUCCCCCUCUCAGGAUUCCUUCACCUCCCCCUGCAGAUGUUUGAACUUGUUCACUUCUGCACCUACAAGGAGAAGUUCAUCAGCCUGUACUGCCGUCUGUCCUCCGUCUUGGACCUGGACGCUCUCAUUACCCAGCAGACACUGCGGGAGGCCAUCACUGACAGUGAGGUGGCCACAGCCAAACAGAGGCAUCAGCUCAUACUGGACUACAUCCAGCAACUGGAUGAAAUGCGUCGGGACCUCCGCUGGAUCACCGACGCGCUGCAGUACGCUCGCUACAAGCACCCUCGGGGCGGCGUACCCAUCACCUGCCUGGUUGACGUCAGCGCUCCGGAGAGCGACUCCAGCCAGCAAAAGACAGACUCCACCUCCUCCACCAUGGACUACCUGCCCACGCCCUCCCCCUCACCUGAGCUCCGCAGGAGGAAGGCCAUCAGUGACUCUCUACUUGGCUCGGAUGAAGACGGCUCCUCCGAGGUCUUUCUGCCCACUGACAGCGACUAUGACUCCAGUGACGCCCUGAGCCCCCGCGAGCUGGACCUGCUCUACUCCCCACCCCAAGAUCUAUCCCAGCAGGCCGUGCACUCGCUGGGCGGCAGCGCCCCUGAUGUGCUCCAGAUCCAAGAGCUCAGGUACAGCGUUGUCCCGCCCACAGACCUCCCCCUCCCCUCGAUGCUGAAGGAUCCCAAAUCUAAAGAGGCUCCUCUCUCCUCAUCCCUCCUCCCCCACUCUCCCUCUCUGUCCAAGGACUUCAGUCUCUCUAGCUCUGGUUUGGCUCGCUCCCCCUCCCUCUCCAGGACCCUCCCCACCUCUCCGUCCCUCCCCCUGUCCCCCAGAUUCUCCAAAGACCUGCCUCUGUCCCUCCCCCUCUCCCCGGUUCUGUCCGACACCACCAAGACUCUGGAGGGCCUCUCCCUGUCCAAGAGCCACCAGGAGGACGUUGCUCCUCUGAGGGCCCUCGCCAACCCCCCCGCCAAACGCAAACUGCUCUCCAGGAGUCACAGGGGCCAGUACUUCAGCGGGCCCCAGCGCUGGCUGAGGGGCCAGAGCGGGGAGAGUCACACCAGAUCUCUAUCUGAGGGUGUGUACACCAAGCAGCUGGACCCGGACCUGCCCCCACCUGGGGACCUUCCCUCCCCACAGAGCACCACCUACGUCAGCCACGCCUCCUGCGUCCUGGAGAGCCGGAAGGGCCGCCACCGGGAGCCGAGGCCCCACGUCCGCAGGAUCUUCGUGGAGCCCUGCAAGGAGCUUUCACCGGGCGACGAGAGGAGGGGCUGGGAGGAGGAGGGGGAGGGAGGCAGAGAGAUGACGGAAAAGCUGAAGGCUGCAGGCGUGUCGGUGGUCGUGGCACAGGCGGAGUCUGGAGGGGAGGGGGAGGAGCCUGAAGGAGCCGCCGCCCAGGACGUAGACUCAGACGAACAAACCAACGCGCAGGUGUCAGAGAUCCUGAGCAGCACGCUGUGAGAGGACGGUCCGUCCAGAAGGCUGAGGGUUUAAAGCUACACUGGGUAAAAUUCAACAACAGCUUUAUUUAAAAAGAAAAGUCAGGUCAGUGGUUCUCUCGCCCUGUGAGAGACCCCCCCACUGCAUCACAGACCACACCCCCCCACCCCCACUGCACAGAUCAGGAAGUUAAGUAUAUGUAGACUUUCCAGACCGACCCAGUCCUCCUCCUCCAGGUCUUGUUAAACCAGAACUCUCGUUUGUGUGUCGAGAUUUGUCCUCUAGCUGCAGCUGCUGGUCACAGUGCUGCCCCCCUGUGGACAAAAAGGGAAAACAGUGCUGUGACCAUCACUGCUUUUUGUUCUGAGACAAACAAGACACAGAACUUGAACAAAUCUACGUUUGAUUCACCUCCAUCAGCUUUUCAGUGGGAAACAGUUGGAGCGCUCGUAUCGUUUUUACAACCCAGUUUAGAUGAAACACACCCCUGGAGGGGGGCGGGGUCAAGGCUUUGGUCAUAUAGAAGUGGGUGUGGUUUCAUUUAAACUGGGAUGGAAAAAGAAUGGAUCAGACCUUCCCUCUGGAAAGCUUUAAUGGGAUCUGAGACAGGAGCCGGGUCCUGACCCUUUUUGACCAGAUACUUCCUGGUACCACCAACCAACAAGAAGUGACCUCAGGAACUCAAAGUCAUUUUUGCACAUUGUCUGUUUCUCCACUGCGUCAGAGCAAACAGAUGAAUCAGACAGAAUAAAAAACGAUGGCGGCAUUUGAAACACACAUUUUUAUGCACAUGACCAGAGUCAUGAGACCUGCAGAACCCGCCUGAAAGUUCCUGAUCCUUCAGAACCUGCAACCCCCAGACCACCUGGAACAAUCCUAAACCUAGUUCCUCUGGUCAAAACAAAGGUUCCUCUGAGGUUCUUGUUCUCCCGCAGCGGAAACACGAUCUCCAUGAUGCAAAGAUUAGAGGAAAGACGGACGUAGGUUUUUAUUUAUGUUCUGAACUCAGAUUGAUCUUUCACCUGAUGUGACCAAAUAGGAAGUGAGAUUAUUUAAAAUCCAAGCACUGCCCAGUGUCACUUUAAAAUAACCUCAGACUCAAAAGGUCAAAGGUGAAGAGCAAGCUUCAAACCAGGACAUCAGCUGUUAAUGUCACCACUGUCCUCCCUCUCUCUCUCUCUCUCUCUGUCUCUGUCUCUCUCUCUCUGUGUCUUUGCCUCUUGACUACAGUGAUGACUGGCUGGACACGUUUUGUGUGACGACGAUGACGAGCGACCCUCAGACCUUGGACCUCUCCGUAGAUUGUAAACUAAACUAAAGUUGCUGGUUCAACUCCGCCAAGCCUCAUGGCAUCGACUGUUACAAAGAAAAUAAUCAAUGCAAAGAGAAAGCGAGUGCUGCUUCUCCCACCAGGACCUUUGCACACGACCAAAAACACGCCGCUUUGAUUGAUCGUGACUGACUCGUUUUCCCAGUUCAGUUAAAGUCUCUCAAACUCUUGAAUUGAAUCUUUGGAUUAUGAUGAUUUUUUUUCUUGGUGGCCCCGUCUCCAGAGCAUGGAUUCUCCUCUACUUGAAGUGAAUGUACAGUUCAGUCUGUGUGUGGUCUCCUGUGAUAAUUCAAUCAAUGUUAUUUUGAGCUGCUCCCAUCAUAAUGUGGUCGAAUUAAAGUUAAAUAUAUAUAUGUAUAUAUAUAUACAUAUAUAUAUAUAUUAUUCCCUUAGGUCUGAAACACGUGAGCUGCCUCAGUCUCUAAACACAGACCACUAGAAACCUGAACACAUGAAGUAUUUUUGUAUCUUGGACUUAAAGGUGUGCUUCAGUCGGAGCUGUGUGUUGUUGGCAUGAAGUUGUUUAUAGACGUGGUUUUUUUUGGAAUAAAGCUUUGUGUCCAGUUUGUGCCUCCUCCUGGUUCAGCAUGACGA
Molecule: messenger RNA, 6710 nt
Organism: Seriola aureovittata
Lineage: Eukaryota; Metazoa; Chordata; Actinopteri; Carangiformes; Carangidae
Gene: ankfn1a
Product: ankyrin repeat and fibronectin type III domain containing 1
Exons: 25
Coding region: 293-4807 (1504 amino acids)
Biological process (GO): regulation of establishment of bipolar cell polarity; establishment of mitotic spindle orientation
Cellular component (GO): spindle
Molecular function (GO): protein binding
Source: RefSeq, a predicted model, not a curated record